This is a messenger RNA of Staurois parvus, 446 nucleotides long. The record is from the annotation of a GenBank genome assembly. NCBI's taxonomy places the organism in Eukaryota, Metazoa, Chordata, Amphibia, Anura, Ranidae.
UGUAGGAAAUUUAUAGAGGCCACGAACUAUGGGGAUACAGUAUAUCUGAAAGUCGAUCAGUCCUGAUGCCCAAAAAUGUCAGAACAGUACAGAUAUCCCCCCAAAUGUCAGAACAGUACAGAUAUCCCCAAAUGUCAGGACAGUACAGAUAUCCCCCAAAUGUCAGAACAGUACAGAUAUCCCCCAAAUGUCAGAACAGUACAGAUAUCCCCCAAAUGUCAGGACAGUACAGAUAUCCCCCAAAUGUCAGAACAGUACAGAUAUCCCCCCAAAUGUCAGAACAGUACAGAUAUCCCCCAAAUGUCAGGACAGUACAGAUAUCCCCCAAAUGUCAGGACAGUACAGAUAUCCCCCAAAUGUCAGGACAGGACAGAUAUCCCCCAAAUGUCAGAACAGGACAGAUAUCCCCCAAAUGUCAGGACAGUACAGAUAUCCCCCAAAUGUCA